UAUUCUCUAGUAGUGCUACUGUAUAUGGUCACCCAGAUACAAUUCCUGUAAAUGAGAAAUGUAGCUUAGGCCCAGUAACAAAUCCAUAUGGCAAGACGAAGUUAUUUAUAGAGGAGGCAAUUCGAGAUAUGUGUGCAGCAAAGAAUAAAUGGAAUGCUGUGCUUUUAAGAUACUUUAAUCCUACAGGUGCUCAUCCAUCUGGUAUUAUUGGAGAAAACCCUCGUGGUAUUCCAAAUAAUCUAAUGCCUUAUGUAAGUCAAGUUGUUCAAGGUCGUUUACCUUUUGUUAAUAUUUUUGGCGGUGAUUAUGAUACAGUUGAUGGUACAGGUGUAAGAGAUUACAUUCAUGUUUGUGACUUGGCGACGGGUCAUGUAGCAGCACUCCGAAAGUUAAAAGCAAACCCCGGUUGUGUAGCUUAUAAUCUUGGUACAGGUGUUGGAUAUUCUGUCCUAGAAAUAAUUCAGGCCAUGUCAAAAGCAUGUGGUAAAGAGAUUCCUUAUAAAAUCACAAAGAGACGUCCUGGUGAUAUUGGUGUCGUAACAGCAGAUGCAAGUCUGGCAAAUGUUGAAUUAGGUUGGCACCCAAAGUAUAACCUAGAUCAUAUGUGUCAAGAUCUUUGGCGUUGGAUUGAAUCCAAUCCAUUAGGAUAUCCAGAGCCAUCUAACGAAGCAAAACAAAUUUUACAAAAAAAUGUCUUGAUUUAA
Molecule: messenger RNA, 704 nt
Organism: Racocetra persica
Lineage: Eukaryota; Fungi; Glomeromycota; Glomeromycetes; Diversisporales; Gigasporaceae
Source: the annotation of a GenBank genome assembly